AUGAUCUCAUUUCGUAAGAGGCUCAUGAUUAGUUCUAUAAUCUCAGGAAGCUUCGAGCAUGUUCAUGUCUCUGCAGUUUUUCAAACUAUUCAAACUCUUCUGAUGGAUUCCGCUAAAUGGAAAGUGCUUCUAAUUUUUUCACAAGUAGAUUUGAAGCUUUCGAUAGCGAAUCAAACAAUCAAGUGCGAGAAAGAAAAAUCUACAACAUUAAUCGCCAUGAAGUGUAAUUUUUUUCCUCGUGACUUUAAAGAAGCAAAAAAAAAGACUCUUCAGAUAUUUGAAAAUUGA
Clunio marinus is the source of this 288-nucleotide messenger RNA. The record is from the annotation of a GenBank genome assembly. Lineage: Eukaryota; Metazoa; Arthropoda; Insecta; Diptera; Chironomidae.